AUGAGUGCCGAAGAGACCUCCACGGUAUCGACCACAUCACUUUUGGCAGAGCAGCGCAAUUUGUUGGAGAGCAGCACGAGCACCAACGCCGACGUCACUGCGCACGUUCAGCACCCGUCAGACGAUGCGAGUAGGGCGGAGCGCAGAGCCUGGCGUGAGCAACAGCGUCUGCAUCGCAUCAACGGCCGAUUAACUGACAUUGGCUUAAACGACAUUGCUGCGGUUAGAGGCGGAAAGUGUGAUUUUUUCAUUGAAAACACGAUAGUUUGUAUUCGUGGUUCAUGUUCCCAGUUUGACGCCCGAGGAGGGAGAACAAAGAAGCUGAUGCCGCCGCAGACGCACGACUGUUGUCAAACCUUCUCCACCAUUGCCGCGGUCAUACUUUCCUCACUUGGGUUGGCAGUGACGAUGCAAGAGUGCAGUGACGUUUCCACCGUCAACUAUUUGUUGUACAUUUCGGCCUGGCUGCACCAACUUUCGGCCCCGCUCUGGCCGCAGCGACGGGCGCGACCCACCGUUGGUGACCUUAACACCGCUCUUAGACUUCAUGAGUUUUUCCCUAGUCAAGUGAAUGAGGGGGAAUUCGAAGUGCUCUUUUAUAAUCAGCGAGACCGAGCAAAGGAGCUUGUAGAUCAGUUGUGCCGCACGGUGAGGCGUAGCAGAGAUGCUGAUAGUUCCCCUUCGGUGUGUGGCUACAUCAUCGCAUCAGGCGACUACACCGUAUCUAUUUUUUCGCUGGCACAUGAUGUGAAGGGUCGCCCCAAUGCACGCUAUAGUGAGGCGUGGAGUCUGUACAUCUGCGACUCCCAUGGCACACAACCUUGGUCUUGCGGCAAGGCCUGUCUGACUGGCAUCACCGUUGGAGUAUCUAAGGCGGGUGCCGAAGUGAGUAACGGUGUGGUGGCAAAGGAAGAAGGGCUGCGGUAUUUCGCCAUGAUCCUAUUCGCUCUCCUGGAGGAUCAUCGUACGAAGACAACCAGUUCACAACAGGUGCCCUACAUGACGUGGUCCCCUAUUAGGCGUCCAAGGGCAAUUCUUUGCACGGCACAGGAGCUAAAAAGGGUCAUUGACGAUGGCUGGAUUCCGUCCCUAAUGAAGAACGCGGUGAUUGCACGAGAGGCCAAAAAGUAUGGCUUUGUCCCGUUGAAGUGCUUCUUGGGCCUUUCAGCCUCGAAACCCGCGACGACGAACGGCACAACGGAGCCAAGCUCAGGCCCCACCUAA
This is a messenger RNA of Trypanosoma conorhini, 1224 nucleotides long. RefSeq lists its product as uncharacterized. The transcript has a single exon. The coding region runs from base 1 to 1224 and encodes 407 amino acids. Lineage: Eukaryota; Euglenozoa; Kinetoplastea; Trypanosomatida; Trypanosomatidae. The record is from RefSeq and is a predicted model, not a curated record.